This is a messenger RNA of Marchantia polymorpha subsp. ruderalis, 2585 nucleotides long. Lineage: Eukaryota; Viridiplantae; Streptophyta; Marchantiopsida; Marchantiales; Marchantiaceae. The record is from the annotation of a GenBank genome assembly.
CAAAGUCUGCUGCGUGUUGCUCUGCGACGUCCUUCUCAGCUGCUGCUGGAGUCUUUAAGUCCUCGGGGAUCUUCCAUCCACACCUACUACUAGCUCACUCUACUGCUCCUGCUCUCGUCUCGUUUUUCAGUCUCUUCUUCUGCUCUCUACUCUUUUGGUACUUCGAUCUGAAUCCCGGAACGAAGUCCAGCUAGCGAAGCGACGGGAGAGACAGAGAGAGAGGGAGAGUCCAGCUUUGAUUAAAAAAAGAGAAACUUUUCCGACUGUCUUCAGCUCCGGACUCGAGAGCGCGCGGGGUGGGUCGAUACAGUCGGUCCCACCAGCACCACCUGGGGCGGGAGGCAGAGACUCACUCGACUGUUUACAGUUCUGAGCGAGCGAGUUCUGAGAUGAUGUUGGUAUGAACGAAGGCGAACGAGGGGGAGUUUGUAUUGUGUGUUCGUUGUGAAGCUGAAGUUGCUGAGCUCAGUUGUCGCUCGAGAAGAAGUGAAGUGCAGUGAAGUACAGCAUGCUGUGUUCACAGGGCUCGUGUGCGUAAGAGAUCCUUGAGGUUGAGAGGGCGAGUUUCGUGCUAGGCGACAGUGGAGGGGGUGGGGAAAUAUAAUUUCCCGGGUCCGUCAAAAGGGGUCGCAAUAGGGAAGAACGAGAUGGCGGUUGCGCCCAUUCCUGGCAUGGGGAAGGGCGGCGGCGGAGGCGGAGGUGGAGGCGGCGGCAAGCAGAACCAGGAUACUGAGCCACUCCAUCACCCGAUUCAUGAGCAGCUCCCGGGACUGCGAUACUGCAUCAACGAUGAUCCGGUUUGGCCCGAGACCAUCAUCUUGGGCUUCCAGCAUUAUCUGGCCCUCCUCUUCCCAGUCGUGUUCAUUACCUCGACCUUGGUUCCUCAGAUGGGAGGAGACAAUGGCGACCGGGCUCGAGUCAUCCAGACGAUUCUCUUCGUCUCCGGCAUCAACACUCUGAUCCAGACGUUCCUCGGAACUCGCUUGCCCGUGGUGUCUGGCGUUUCGGUGGCGUACUUGAUUCCAACCUUGACCAUAAUUAACUCGUCGAGGUUGAGUAGCAUCGUCGACCCCAAAGAGAGGUUCGAGCGGACCAUGCGCGAAAUACAAGGAGCUCUCAUCGCUGGCUCGAGUCUGCAAGUCAUUCUGGGCUUCAGCGGGCUCUGGGGAAUCGUCACCAGGUUCUUCAGUCCGGUGUCAAUUGCUCCCACGGUGGCCAUGCUCGCUCUGGGGCUCUACGGGUACGGGUUCGCGCAAGUGGCGAAGUGCGUGGAGAUCGGACUCCCUGCAGUCGUCGUGAUCCUGCUCUUCUCGCAGUACCUCAAGCACCUUCGCAUCAAAGUGGGCCAGCAUUUCCACGUAUUUGAGCUGUUCCCGGUCGUGCUGGGGCUCGGAGUCGUAUGGGGCUACGCGCACAUUCUCACCGUCAGCGGCGCCUACCGGCACGCCUCGCUGCUGGGCCAGCAACACUGCCGGACGGACCGCAACGGACUCGUCUCGCAAGCUCCGUGGAUCAAGGUGCCGUACCCGUUGCAGUGGGGCGCCCCGACGUUCGAAGCUGGGCAUGCGUUCGGAGUUAUGGCCGGAGUCGUCGCUUCGCUGGUGGAGUCUACUGCAGGUUACUACGCCGUCUCGCGGCUGGCGGGGGCGACGCCGCCACCUCCUCACGUCGUCACCAGAGGAAUCGGAUGGCAGGGAAUUGGAAUUCUGCUCGCGGGAAUGUUCGGCACGGCCACGGGUGUUUCCAUUUCCCCUGAGAACAUUGGCCUCAUCGGUAUUACCAGAGUGGGCAGUCGACGGGUCAUUCAGGUCGCGGGCUUGUGGAUGAUUUUCUUCGGCCUGUUCGGCAAAUUCGGUGCCAUCUUCGCGUCCAUCCCCCUCCCCAUGCUGGCCGCCGUGCUGUGCAUCGUUCUGGGAAUUGUCGCUGCGGCGGGAAUUUCUAUCUUGCAAUUUACAAAUAUCAACUUGACUCGCAACCUGUUCAUCGUGGGCACGGCGUUGUUCCUGGGCCUUUCCGUGCCCCAGUACUUCAACGAGUUCACCCUCAAAGCGGGACACGGACCCGUGCACACCGGAGCUCAUUGGUUCAACGAUUUGUUCAACGUGAUACUCUCCUCUCACCCAAUCAUCGCUUUGACCGUGGCUGGGGUGUUGGAUAACACCAUCGAGGCCGGGAUCUCGCACCGUGACCGCGGGAUGCACUGGUGGUCGAGAUUCCAUAAGUUCCAAGGCGACUCUCGGAACGAGGAGUUUUACCGACUGCCGUGGAACCUGCACAAGUUCUUCCCUCCGACAUAGAUUAGACUUGUAUAGGCGGACCGAGGAAUAGAUUGCUUUUGGGCCAGUACCCACGACUAUCGUCGAUGUUUGUAUACAUUGAAUUUUGUUAGUUGCUAACUGCUGAGAAUAUAGACAAGUGUAGGUAUAAUAUAUAGGUAGACAGAGCGAGCAAUAUUCUAUUGACCAUCGGCCGACACGUAGAAUGGAACCGAAUCGUGGACAGCGUCUCCCAUUUUCGCAGACGUGUUCUUAUCUGUAUUCUCCAAUUUUGAUCAAUACAAAUUCCCACAUGCAGCUCGGACUGGU